CUUCUCAAACUUAACUUCCCCACCCUGUAAUACGUGUGUGAAAAAUGGACUCAUCCUUGAAAAAUGUACUAGCGUGUCAUGUCCAAAUAAUAAUCCUUUCCACAUUUUUAACAAUAUUCGUCGUCGACGCUCGUAUCCCAGGAGUUUACACUGGAGGACAAUGGGAAAGCGCCCACGCAACCUUUUACGGUGGCAAUGACGCCUCUGGCACCAUGGGUGGGGCAUGUGGUUAUGGCAAUUUAUACAGCCAAGGGUAUGGCGUAAACACGGCUGCUUUGAGUACCGCUCUUUUCAACAGCGGCUUGAGCUGUGGUUCGUGUUUUGAGCUAAAAUGUGUGAAUGACCCUCAGUGGUGCCAUCCGGGCAGCCCUUCCAUUUUCAUCACUGCUACCAACUUCUGUCCGCCUAAUUUCGCUCAACCUAGUGAUAAUGGUGGAUGGUGUAACCCCCCUCGGACCCAUUUCGAUCUUGCUAUGCCUAUGUUCCUCAAGAUUGCUCAAUACCGUGCUGGCAUAGUCCCUGUCUCUUACCGCCGGGUGCCAUGCCGAAAGAAAGGAGGGAUAAGAUUCACCAUAAAUGGAUUCCGUUACUUUAACUUGGUUUUGAUCACAAAUGUUGCCGGAGCAGGAGAUAUAACCCGAGUAUGGGUUAAAGGUUCAAGGACCGGAUGGAUGAGCCUUAGUCGCAACUGGGGUCAAAACUGGCAAUCAAAUGCAGUGCUUGUUGGUCAGUCACUCUCGUUUAGGGUCACUGGUAGUGAUCGUCGCACUUCCACCUCUUGGAACAUUGUACCAGCUGGUUGGAAGUUUGGACAAACCUUUGUUGGCAAAAAUUUCCGAGUUUAGUUACUAGUGUCAAAUGAGUUACUUAGGCAAGUCGGAUCACAAGUUGAAACACGAGUCGAUUUAAAAAUACGAAUGUUUUAAAGUUUUGAUAUAAGUAGUAGUCAUUGCACCAAACUUAUAAUAAAGUUUUGUGUCCCGAGUGUGAUUUUAUUUUUAAUAUUUAUAUUUAAAUAAAUAGGAACAAAGUUUUAGGGGAGUGUGACAAGGAGGUUUGUUUUAGGGGUUAUCUUUGACAUUAUAUAAUAGAAAUGCUUUGUAAUGAGAGCUGAAGUGGCUAUAAAGUCAUGCCUCAACUCAUGACGGCCCGCGGCUUUCUAUAUCUUUCAUUUUAUUUUAAUAUUAUCUUAUACGAAUCCAAUAUUCUAUUUGUUUUCGUUAA
Messenger RNA from Erigeron canadensis, 1224 nucleotides. RefSeq names its product expansin-A4. The coding region runs from base 45 to 845 and encodes 266 amino acids. NCBI's taxonomy places the organism in Eukaryota, Viridiplantae, Streptophyta, Magnoliopsida, Asterales, Asteraceae. Gene Ontology annotation, biological process: plant-type cell wall organization. Gene Ontology annotation, cellular component: extracellular region. The record is from RefSeq and is a predicted model, not a curated record. The transcript has 3 exons.